CAAUCGUUAACUUCCAAACCGUCAAAGCUUGCUUGUGUGUGUCGACUCUUGAGGCGAGGUGCUGGGCUGGCUGCUUCAACCCAUCACCACCAUCACCACCACCACCACCACCACCAGCGCAACAGACGAAGCAACAGUUGUCUCGCUAGCACAGAGACAGAGGCAGAGAGGAAGACAGAGGCAGAGACAGAGAGAUUGGUAGACAAGGCAGUAGGCUGCUUUGGGUUCCGCGCCAACGACAGCAACAACAGCAGACGCAGAAAGAAGACUGGCGACGUGUACGCAAGGCAACAACAGAAUGCCAAACUGGGAUCAGCGGGCGCCGCCAGACCAGCUGCCGGCACCACCGCAGUCCAUUGCUGAAGUGCUGCACUUUGUGCAGCGGGAGUGGGCCAACUUUACGCGGGAACGAUCGAAAUGGCAGGAGGAGCGUGCUGCAAUGCAGCACCGCAUCAACAGCCUGGAAGGCGAGCUUGAUGCGAACCGGCGGCUGAGGCGCGACCUCGUGCGACGCAUCAAGAUGCUGGAACUCGUCAUCCAACAAGAGAGGGCGAAAUCCAAGGGGGAGCCUGUGCCAACUCAGUCCUCCGUGAAGAAAGAUCCUGCCGAGGACAUUGCUCUUCCUGAGCGCCAAUCCCUGCAAGCGCGCCUGUCCAAGGUGAAGGAGGGCCGGGAGGUGCUGAUGGGCUAUCUGCGCGAGGUUGGCAUCACCAAGAACCUCAUCGAGCUCCAGGCACAGCGCUUGAAGGAGGAGGUUCCAGACUACAUGUCUCUCUUCGUCACUCCUCAGCGGUCUGAGGCGAGUGCAAACCAGUCAUCCGACCUCGAAUUUGCGAACGCGAUGGGCGACAGCGACGAUGAGGACGACGACGACGACGACGACGACGACGACGACAGCAACACCAAAGGCGGCGUGCGCACGUACGCGUGGCAGAGCAAGACCGUGAAGCUUGGCGGCAGUGGCGGUGCUGCUGCCGACGAUGAUGAGGACGACAGUGGCAACACGGCGGGCAGCGGUAAUGUUCCUGGUGUUGCUGACGCCAUGGCCGAGUUUGCAUUCCUGGACGAGAACGACGAGGAAAUUGUCGAGGAGGAAGCCAGCCAGGACUUUGAGCGCCACAUUGUGAAGAAGGGCGGUGAGCGCGUGCUUGCGCCGGCUGUGGAGUCCGAUGACUCAGCACUCGGUGCUGCUGCCCACCAUGACAACGACGAUGACGAUGAGACCCAUGAUCCCUUUAAGAAGCUCGACGACAAGCAGCUACAGGCAAUGAUGAGCAAGAAGUUUGGCAAAGCCGGCCGCAAGAUGUUCAACCGCUCCGGCCGUCGUGGCCGCCGCGGUGGUGGGGGUGGCGACGGUGGUGACGUCCGCAACCUCUUUGGCAUGGACAAGGACGAAGACCUCGGCGAGCUUGCGAACGUGACGGUUGACGACGAGCCCGUGCACGACGACGAGAAGAUCCCCGUUGCCAGCCCGACCGCCACAGGCACACUCAAGGCCCGCAGGGACUGGAAGACAAAGUUCAUCCUCAGAAGCCACCUUCGCGCUGUGAACUGCGUGACCGCCCACUCUGAGGACCCGAUGAUCGUCACGGGCUCUGCAGACAACACAAUCAAAGUCUGGUGGCUGCCGAAGCCAAACCCAAAGAAAACCAUUUCCGACAUCACGCCCGUCGUCACCUUCCGCGGCCACCUGGCGCCCGUGCGCGCGCUCACGCUGAUGGAGCACGAGAAUCACUGCUUCUCCGCAUCCGACGACGGCACAAUUCGGUGCUGGAUGCUGCCCGAGGAGGACUACGAUGCAACGCAGGCCUAUGAGUCAUCAGAGAUGUACCGGCUCGAGGGCCACCGUGGACCUGUGACGUCGCUCUCCCACCGCCGCGGGCCACACAUCCUCUCCGCCAGCCAGGAUGGAACGUGCAGGGUGUGGAAUGCAGAGACGCGGGAGUGUGAACACACGUGGAAGUGUCCCAAUAACGACGUGCCCGUCAGGGUGCAUGUGCUGAACCACGACCCAACAAAGGCGGCGGUUGUGACGCAGAACGCGUUCAUUUAUCUCCUCAACAUUGAGACCAUGACCACCAUCCGUGCCCUCGAUCCUGCUGAUUUUGUGAAGGAGGACAGCAACAACGACCUCAACUUUGCGGCCUUUGAGUCAAACGACGAUGACAAUGAUGACGACGACGACGACGAUGAUGACGAUGAUGAUGAUGAUGAUGAUGAUGAUGAUGAUGAUGAGAGCGGAGACGGAGAGAAGAAGGACAAGAAGAAGAAGAAGAAGAAGGGCAAGAAGCGAACGCUGACAGCGACAUGCGUCACGUCCCACUCGUCCUCCCCGCUCGUUGCUGUCGGCUUCUCCGACCACCACGUCCGCGUCUUUGAUACAGAAUCAGGUGAUGUUGCGUCAGACUUUUGUGCGCACACGUGUGCGGUGACGAGCCUCAACUUCUCCGCUGGCGAGCCCCUUCUCCUCACAACAGGUACGGAUCGCAACAUCCGGUUGUGGAACUCUGAGACAUUCAACUGUGUUGCGGACUACAACGCGCACCGCAGCGGGCCCCACGGCGCCGUGCUCGAUAGCUGCUUCAACCGCGCCGGGUCGCAGUUUGUUACCGUUGGCGCCGAGGGCACUGCGCGUGUGUACCAGUAGUGCACGCGCUGUUUCUCGCUCUCUCUCUCUCUCCCAUCAUGUUCACAUGUCAUUGGUUCGUGGUCGCACUUGACUGCUGUCCCCACCUCUCUCGUUCUUCUUUGCUGCCUACCUGCGACCUGCGCAUGCAACCCCAUAAUGUCUUUGGUUUCUUGUCCCUGCUUGGUUGUCCUGUCUCCAUUUGUUAAUCGUUUUGUUGUGUUGCUUGUUAUCACAGCACAUGCAUGUGUUCGUCUGCUUUGUGCCGUGGCUGGUGUUGAAGGUGCCCUGGCCCUGUGCCCAUGGUGCUGCAGGUGAUAAUGGUGGUGUUUAGGUGAUCUGCUGUGUUUUGCUUGUCCAUUGGUUGCGGCUUUCUGCCUGCAAGUGACCAUGCAUGCAUGGUCACACCAGCUGCGCUUUGCCCACCCCCGUCUGGUUUCCUCAUCGUGUCUUGUCUGUGUCAACCAUCACAUGAACUGUCAACACGUGCUCGGCACGGUGGAA
This is a messenger RNA of Salpingoeca rosetta, 3130 nucleotides long. RefSeq lists its product as uncharacterized. The record is from RefSeq and is a predicted model, not a curated record. The coding region runs from base 299 to 2647 and encodes 782 amino acids. Lineage: Eukaryota; Choanoflagellata; Craspedida; Salpingoecidae. Gene Ontology annotation, molecular function: protein binding. The transcript has 21 exons.